Messenger RNA from Ostrea edulis (European flat oyster), 5162 nucleotides. RefSeq lists its product as uncharacterized. The transcript has 8 exons. The record is from RefSeq and is a predicted model, not a curated record. Bases 263 to 2428 code for a protein of 721 amino acids. Lineage: Eukaryota; Metazoa; Mollusca; Bivalvia; Ostreida; Ostreidae.
AUUCUUACUUCCUGUUCCGGUGUGUAAGGGAAAAUAUUGAAACUAAAUGAAACCAAAAGAAUUCCAUUUUUUACCGUAAAAUUGUUGAAUUUCUACUUGUUUUGGAACCGGAAUUGUGUUUUUCAAUUCGUUACACACCAAAUUUACGGGCACAUUUUGAAAGAGCCGACAGGUCCGUGUGGUGGCAGUCGUUACAAGUCGCACUCGCGAGAGGUCACCGAUUGAUUGAAGUGAUCGCGAUGUAAAGGAUUGUGGACUGAUCAUGCCGUUGUACCAUCGAGUCUGGCUAAUACUCGAGGUUUUUGUGACGGGUUCGUAUUUGACAUGUGGACAAUUUAAUGAAGAUGUAAAGAUCACCACAGCAUGUGUGGGGCGCUGUGACUUUGGCUACAGAAUGGACUGCCCACGAGGGCAGAGAGUGGCCCCACGAGACUUGACAUACUACGCCAAGCAGACAACAGCCCAAUGCCCAGCCAACCCUGUCCCAGAACGGAAUUGCCAGUCCAGUGAGGCCUGUUGUAGUCACUACGGUGGUGACUGCAGUCUGUCGUUCACCUAUCAGAAGGCGUUUGAAGUGUUUAGCAACUGUUCAGGAUACCAGAAGUGUGGAUGGUUUAGGGCAGAGUCUGUGAAGACAGGUCCAAGUUGCAGCUACCGAGACAUGACAAACUACGUGGCGGCUUCCUACAGCUGCAUUAAAGAGGAAACGUUUAUUGAUAUCUGCUCUGAGGCCUCACGACAGGGAAAAUCUGUGUCACUUUUGUACAAUGGCUCACGGUAUGCCAAUGCCACUGGCUCCCCCCGUGUCUGUUCCUGUGCCAUUUCGACCUCGGACUGCGAUUCCCCAGGCAGACUUAAAUUCCAAGCUGUUGACAUUAGACUUCACUCUUACAAUAACAUCAGUCUCUGUAACUAUCGGAGUCGUAUGACCCUGACUGACACAGAGUACUCACAGGAGGUGAGAUGCCAGAGGAACUACUUUCAGAAGGGUUUAUUUGACCUGUUCUACAGCACCUCCCCGUAUGCCAGAGUGUCGCUGUACAAUCAGCCAGGUGUUCACCCCUCCCAGGUCUGGCUCUCAGUCACAGCGACUGUGCCAAAUAUCGACGUGAUAGUAACUUGUGGAAGCAAUCAGCCAGAGAACCUUCUGUUUUGUGGGCCACCAUCGCUACUGACUACACCAGCGUACGAAGACAAAGCCACAACAAAAACUCCGGGGGAUAUAUUUGGUCCAUCUGAGGGUGGAGGAGAUGAAAUGCUCUCUGGUGACGGAAAUGAGCCUCGAGAUAAAGAGGACACAACCCUUAGUAAGAAGGGUUUUGCAUGGCCUGAAGUGGGUGUCAUCGUUGGUGCUGUAGCCGGUCUGCUGGUUGUCAUUCUCAUCAUAGUCAUCAUCUUCAUCUGUAUCAAACAGAGGAGAGGAAGGUUUCGUAAGAAGCCCCAGAUGUUGCCACACCCAGUCCCACUGUCCACGCCCAGUUCUGUCAUUCCAUCCUCCUUCCCAUCAUCGGACACCGAAGAUCGAUACACAGAGGAGCAUUUUGGAGAUGAUAAAUAUGGGAAUUAUUAUGAAAGCAUGGCUCAGCCAAAUGGCAGUAUGGACAACAAGUCUCCAUUCACACCAGGGAAAGCCAUGGGGUCAUUUUUCCCUAAUGAUCGGCCUAAGGUGCCACCCCCAGCCCCUCCCCCUAUCCCUGCCACCCCGCCAGUCAGGAAGUCUCCAGAGAAGACACUGGAUGCUAAUCCCUAUCAUUCUCCUUGGGAUGCCUCUGUUUUCCAGGCUCCCACCAGCCGCGUAAAGAAGAAUGAUUUAGCAUAUGCCACGAGCGAUGAGAUCCAGGUGCUGAUCCAGAGGAUGGAAAAUGAGAGAGGUAGUGUGGCAGAGGGCGUGACCCUACCUAAACCAAUCCCACAGAAGGGCUAUAUUUACAUUGACAAUUAUCAGAAAGAUGGAGAUAUCCCAAAGGCUGCAAACACAGACUUGUAUGUGUAUCAAAGUGACUCUGAUGAUUCUGAAUCAGGGAAUGACAUCGGACAGAUGAAUGGGGAACAAGGAGACGAGGCUUCAAAUCGGCCAUCGCAGGGAGAACCAGGAACCAGCGAAGGGCCGGGAACCAGCGAGGGGACACCCAGAUCUAAUGACAAUUUCUGUGGUAGUGAGGACACUGGUUAUCGUUCAGUAGGUAGCCCAGAGCAUGUACUGGUUUCUGAGGAUGAUUAUCUUGUGCCAGGUUCUGUGAAGUCCAACUCCAGCAAGGGAACCUCGUCCUCCACUGUGAAAAUGAGCGAGAGAGGAAGUGUCAUUUACAAUUCAUCGUACGGAGACCCAUGUGAUGCGAGAAGGAGCGAGGCAGGGAGUAAUUCGUACGGCGAGCCGUAUGAUGCAGUGCAGGAUAAGGAAACUGUUGACGUUAAAACAAAAUUCUGACACUCAGUAAUAGUGUAGGAAAAAAGUAUGUCUGCAUUUGGCUGGCAGCUUGCCUGAAAAUCACAGCUUAUGUCUGUGAGAUAUUUAGAUAAAGAGCUGUUUAACUCUUGUAUGUGAUUGUCAAAUGUGACUUAUAGGACCUGUUAAUGUUUUAUAUUCAUAAAAGUGUAAUGUGAUAUACAAUUUAUACAGAUGGUUGUUUAAUAAGUUGAAAAGGAUGGUAUUGCAUAAUGUAACAGUUGUGGGUUGUAUUUUUAUUUUACGUACACUAACAUUAUUUAAACCUGUGAGUUGCCAGUACUUCUGGAGUGUCCCGGCCUUGUCUCAGUGUUGUGAUCUGUUGUCGUUAGUCCCUCAGUAACAGUGGUGCCAUAUCGUUUCUGGUGCUGACUGGGGUGCCACCUUGCUGCCCUGCAUCACUAUGCGGUGCUGUUAAUGUUAGAGAUUGUUUCUAUGGAAGCUUGGGGAAGGACUCUGUAUAUAAGUUGUAGGAUUCUUACUAGUCAUACUGGAAUAACAAGGUAAGAGGAACAUGGCUAAAAGUGAAAGUGAAAAUAGAACGACCACCACUUGUCCUUAUAGGGAAGCUUAGUUUCAUGUGCCUCUCUACCAUUGUAUCUGGAGCUACACUGAAAGUCAAUCAGGAGUAUGUAAUGAAGCAUGGUCACUGGUCAGCAAAUCUUUAUACAAGUUUUAGAUAGGUAAAGCCUUAAUUCUUUCGUCUUAAAGUGACAGAGGUUUUUAAAGUUUUUCUACCAAAGAGGACAUUGCGAUAUGUAUAUAUAAAACAGCAGUAUAGGAUUUUGCCGAUUGUGCAUUUUCUAAUAGCUGUGGAUUUACUGAAGUAUUUAUCGUCUGUAAUAAAAUGCUGUGUUCAUUUAUUCUUUUUGCAGAUGAUAUUUUAGUAUGUUUGUGAUGUUAUGUGUGUUGGAGGUUAGAUGUCAGUAUUAACCUGAUUUAACUAUUAUGUUGAAACAGAAACAUGCGAUACAUUUUAUAUUUAUAAAUUACAAUAUUGCAUUUUCAUAUUAUUUUUUGUUUAAGUAUCAGAUUUAUUAGUUUGAUUCAUUUCCAUGGUUGUGAAGUUUGUGAAUGUUGUUUCCUCAGUAGGUUUUGCUUUUGGAGACACAUUUUUUAAAAUAAUUUUUGACAGGUAGAUUUCUUGCAUACCAAUAGUGCAAGUGCCUCCUACAGACAAGGAAAUAUUUAGUGGAGUGGACUGUUGUGUAUUGUUUAGGUACAUAGGUAGACCUGGUAGAUGAGAUUAUCUCGUGAUUAUACUCUACCGAAGAACAUUCCACUCCUCGCUUCAUGAAAGGAAUUUUGUACUAGAUGGUGUUUUUGACCACAAUAUUGAUCGGCUGGUUGUGAUUUUUUAAAGUUCGACAUUAAUCAGUACAAUUCAAAGAAUAGGUUGUCAUUUUUCAAUAUUUUUAUUUAUUUUUGUUUUGUUUGCUCAUCUCUAUAUUUGAUUUGUUUUGUUUCUCUCGAAUGUUAGUUAUGUUGAAUUGUUUUAUUUAUUAUUUUUUUUCAUUCACACAGCUAUCAUAACAUUCCAAACCCUUUUCUCUCUCCUACCCACAGAAUUCAGACUCGAGAAGGUAUUUCAGUUACAAGAGUUGUCCCCCUGGUGCUUGUUAUGUGAUACUUUCAUAUUGUAGCAAUGAUUGCUAAAUUGCCGUACAUAUUUCUGUGACUCUGAUGUUUGACUGGAUUUGUAUCAGAACUCUUUAAGUUAGACUCAAGGUGUUCUUUGCUCAAGGUGGGUAAAGCAUGCAUAAUGUUGAACAUUAAUUAAGAUGUGAAAUAUGAAGUAUAGAACAAGGAGUUCACCUAAUCACUUCAUUCAAACUUUUAUAUUGAAUCAUUUAUGAACUUGAUGAAUUGAAAAUUACUUACUGUGUUGAAUUUUUCUGUCAUUUCAAUUAUGUACUGUAAAUUGUCUAAAUUAUGAAUUUGUACCAUUUUUAUUUACCCGAGUUAUAUAAAUCUAUUUUCUGGGUCUUUUCUUGAAUAAAAUAUUUAUUGACUGUUGUUAACAAAGAAUACCAUUAUAUACAAGUAUACAUGUAUUGAAAUUUUUAAAAAUGUUACAUGUAUAUUCCAAGAAAUUAAUAUUUGUAUAUAUAUAAAUCUCAAUAACUUUGAAUGUUAUGGUAUAAAUUGUAUAUUAGGUAUACUUCUUCCUUGUAUGAAUUAAUUGUUGUUUUAACUUCAGUGAUAUUUUUGGUAUGAGUCGGCCUGACUUUGGACAGGUCAUGUUUCCCUAUACUUUCUGUUGUGGGUGUCAAGUAAAUGCAUUGUUGCCAAAGUAUUUAUUUUUGUCUUGUAAUCCAGAAAUGCUGUUCAUUCCAGACUCUUGUGCAAAAAACUGUUUGUAACAUUCCAUAGCGCUGUACAUUUUUUAUGAAUCAGAAUUUCCUUACCAUUAUCGCGUGUACACUUAAUUUCUUUGGACCUCUGGAGUUUGUUUGGGGUGACUACCAAUACCAAUCAUUUCAUCAUCUGUGUCAUUUUUUUUUUUAAAAAGGUAUGAAAUAGAGUAUAAUGUAAUUUUAUUUAAGUCUUUGUUCCACAAUAGACGGGGUGAGAAGGACUCAAAAACGUAGUAUUUUACUAAUUAGUGAGCAUAUAGUCUACUGGAAAUAUGAUGUAACGAGUCAUGACACAUCGUCACAUGUUCAUUAACUAUUGCUACUUAUCAAUAAAUUGUGCUCCAAUGCCUUAAAUUUGA